Messenger RNA from Sinocyclocheilus rhinocerous, 780 nucleotides. Its product is annotated as sodium/potassium/calcium exchanger 6, mitochondrial-like. Gene Ontology annotation, biological process: calcium export from the mitochondrion; intracellular calcium ion homeostasis. The record is from RefSeq and is a predicted model, not a curated record. Lineage: Eukaryota; Metazoa; Chordata; Actinopteri; Cypriniformes; Cyprinidae. Gene Ontology annotation, molecular function: calcium:sodium antiporter activity. Gene Ontology annotation, cellular component: membrane. The coding region runs from base 266 to 640 and encodes 124 amino acids. The transcript has 4 exons.
CAUCACGCUGUUUGUAUAGGAAGUAUUGGAAUGACCUGACAGGCUGACACGCUUCUCAUUAAGUCGUCUCACUCGUGACAGAAUGCGUAAUCCUGCGUGAUUUAGGUCAAACCACAGAUUGUGAUUCACAGCGUCUAAAUACAUGGAGUUUAUCAACAAUGAAGGAAAAGAGCGCAACGGAACCUCUAAAGUUGCCGUCGAUCUACCACAAUUCAGCUACUAGUGAUGAACUUUGAAAAGCAAUGUUGAAGCAGAAUCAGCCCAAAUGCGUGCUCUUCUCUUAGUGUUGUUUUGCACCGUUGCUCUGCAAUGGGAUCGUGUCAGCUGCCAGAAAACUGUUUACCAGUCAAACACACACCUCGUCCCUCAUAGGAAUGUUUGGCGUUCAGACAGACCUGCAGAAGGUACACCGAACCGCAAUGGAGACGAGUGUGAUGUGGUGAUGAACCUGUCUGCCAGUCAGAGAUGUGAGUUUGUGAAAAAUACACCGGACUGUGCUUCAGAUGAAGGGUUCAUCAAAUACCCUGUGGUCACCUUUUGCCUGUUCCCACCUAAUCUGCUGCCCCUAGCCAUCACACUCUAUGUCCUCUGGCUGUUUGUUCUGUUCCUUGUUCUUGGGCUGAUUGCAUCAGACUUCUGAUCUGGACCUUCGCUAUCAACACAGCAGGAUUUUAUCAGAUCCCCAAAGCGACACCUUCGAUGACGUAGUGUCGAGAGACCGACUCGAGAGGGAACGUCUCCGGUUACCUAAUGUGACUUCAGUUCCCUGAGAGACACUGC